Rotaria sp. Silwood1 is the source of this 644-nucleotide messenger RNA. The record is from the annotation of a GenBank genome assembly. Lineage: Eukaryota; Metazoa; Rotifera; Eurotatoria; Philodinida; Philodinidae.
AAGAAAGAUUAUCUGCAACACAUCUUCCAGCUAUUGCUGAACAAGUUCUCAAAAGAAAACAACAAUUCAAUGUUCAAAUUGAAGAUCGAAAAGUAACAGUCGAUAUAAAUCAAACAUGGAGAAGAGUUUAUGAUUUAUUUCCAUCAUCAAAUUUUUCAUGGCCAGUUCAAUUACUUUGUGAUUCACAAAUAUAUCAUGAAAGAAGAAGAGUUGUUCUUAGUUCAAUUAUUAAAGUGUCAAAUCGAACACAAAUGCCAUUAUUUGUAUUAGAUCCUGAUUUAGUUGAAACAAAUAAAUUUAAGUGUAUUGCAAAAAUCGAUCUUAAUCAAGAAUAUUAUCUUCCUAUUGAACUUCUUUAUUUAAGAAUUACUCCAAGACUUUAUUUUGCUGUUCAACAAGAUGAUUAUAAUGAUAAAAUCAAUGAUUUCAUAUCAUUUGAUUGGGCUAAUGAAUCAACAACUGAUCGAAUUUUAAGAUUAAAUAAUGGAACAAAUGGUCAUUUUGUUGUAUACAAAGAAGAAAUCGAAGCAUAUUCAGAAAAUACAGAUGAACCAAUACGAAAAUCAUUUAAUAUAUAUGUUAAAUUGGCUCUUCAUUUAUUAAAUUUGUUACCAAUUCCAAUUGAAUGUUCAAUUGAUGUUUGA